AACUAUUAGCAGAGUGACACAGCUGCCUUACAGAACUAGUAGCAAUCUCAAGAAACCUGUGGAGUACUCUUUCCCAGCUGAUUCUGGAGGAAGAAGAGCUUUCUCAUCCAGCUAAACGUCAGAGAAUAUCAGGAGCCAACAUGAAAUUGAUCUUCCAGUCCUUCUUCUGCUGCUGUUUGCUGGCAACAGUAGCACACUGUGUGGAACUUGAAGUGAAUGAUGAGUUGAAAAAGAAGCUAAACAUGUGGCUAGGGAGCAGAUUGAGGCGAGAUCUUGACAGCAUAUCAGUAGAGAAGACAGCAGAGUCUGAGCACCUUGUCAGACCAGAAGAUAUCAGGGAUACUCUGCUGCCACAUUCCAGCACUGACAUCCAUGUCCGAACCAAGAGGUCUAUAAAUUCAGGCUGUUCCCUGGGCACCUGUGCAGUGCACGACCUGGCACAUCGUCUGCACCAGAUCGGUAACAAGAUCAGGAGCGGGAAUGUCCCUGCCCACAAGAUGAGCCCGCACGGAUACGGCCGGAGGCGUCGAUCUCUCCCAGCACACAGAGUCACACUGAGGCUAGAGCAGGGCAGGCUGAGGCCCGUGUGGAGCACAACUGACUCUCAAGUUCACAAGCUCGAGGCUCUCCUCAGACAGACAUGAGAGCCACUUUGCAAGAAGAGUUGGGAACAAAAGCAAGGGAGAAGCUAAGAGUUAGUGUCUGCUCUGUUCUAAAAUUCUUGAAGUGCCUCGGACUCCAGCCAAGUAUUCUACGGCACAUUUGUUCCAGGCAUGAGGAUUGAGUCAGUGAAUCAGAGCAAAACUGGCUGGAGCUGAGUUUUGUCCAAAGGCUGAGCCUUGCAGUGAGCUCAGCAAUGUACAACUUGCAAAGAAAAAAAAAACAAAAAACUGCAGCUGCUUA
Molecule: messenger RNA, 903 nt
Organism: Archocentrus centrarchus (flier cichlid)
Lineage: Eukaryota; Metazoa; Chordata; Actinopteri; Cichliformes; Cichlidae
Gene: adma
Product: adrenomedullin a
Exons: 4
Coding region: 141-644 (167 amino acids)
Biological process (GO): adrenomedullin receptor signaling pathway; positive regulation of heart rate; adenylate cyclase-activating G protein-coupled receptor signaling pathway
Cellular component (GO): extracellular region
Molecular function (GO): adrenomedullin receptor binding; hormone activity
Source: RefSeq, a predicted model, not a curated record